Molecule: messenger RNA, 1628 nt
Organism: Nelumbo nucifera (sacred lotus)
Lineage: Eukaryota; Viridiplantae; Streptophyta; Magnoliopsida; Proteales; Nelumbonaceae
Gene: CLPR1
Product: CLP protease proteolytic subunit 1
Biological process (GO): protein quality control for misfolded or incompletely synthesized proteins
Cellular component (GO): endopeptidase Clp complex
Molecular function (GO): ATPase binding; serine-type endopeptidase activity; ATP-dependent peptidase activity
Source: RefSeq, a predicted model, not a curated record
CGCUCAUUGGAAAAGCCCUCCGUUCAUUUGAUAUCCUCGUGACCGGGAGAUUCAUUCUGAUUACUGUUAUUGAGCCGAAGCAAAGCAAAGCCAUGGCGACGUCUCUAAUCCCCUCCGUAGCUGCACCACUCUCGUCUACCGUAACCGAUUCGCGAAGCCGAGAAGUGGGUUCUGGGAAUGGAUUCAUCAAGACUUCUUUCGUUUCUGGCACCAAGCACUUACUUCCUUCUCCUUCCCUUCCCAAUUUCAGAAGAACGACAGUCCGGAGAUUUACUCCUCCCACUGCUUCGACCUCGUUCGACCACAUACCUAAAAGGUUCAGAGAAGAGAACCUCAAAGACGGAUUAAUGGACAAUUACAAAAAUGCUCCCAAAUAUCUUUAUGGCUUAACUGCUUCACAAAUGGACAUGUUCAUGACGGAAGACAGCCCCAUCAGUCGACAAGCAGAGAAAGUCACAGAGGAAAGCAUUUCAUCUGCCAGGAACUAUUUGGAUCAAGGAGGAAUGUGGAGUCUGUCAGGCAUGAAGGAUGGGGGUCCUUCCAGGUAUAGUAUGAGUGUGAGCAUGUACCGUGGAGGAGCCAGAGGAUAUGGAAGACCCAGAUCUGCUCCUCCAGAUUUGCCAUCUUUACUAUUAGAUGCUCGGAUUUGCUAUCUUGGCAUGCCUAUUGUUCCGGCAGUAACUGAACUUCUUGUUGCUCAGCUCAUGUGGUUGGAUUAUGAUAACCCAUCAAAGCCCAUAUAUUUAUAUAUUAAUUCAUCUGGGACACAGAAUGAGAAGAUGGAGACUGUUGGAUCUGAAACGGAGGCAUAUGCAAUUGCUGACACCAUGGCUUACUGCAAAUCAAAAGUUUAUACAGUGAACUGUGGCAUGGCAUAUGGACAAGCAGCAAUGCUGCUAUCACUUGGAGCCAAGGGUUACCGUGCUCUACAGCCAAAUGCCUCCACGAAACUCUAUCUGCCAAAAGUCAAUAAAUCAAGUGGGGCAGUCAUUGAUAUGUGGAUUAAGGCAAAAGAGCUACAAGCAAACACAGAUUACUACAUCGAGCUAUUAGCAAAAGGAAUUGGGAAACCGAAGGAGGAAAUUGAGAAGGAUAUCCAACGACCCAAAUAUUUCCAGGCACAAGAGGCCAUUGCCUAUGGUAUUGCAGACAAAAUAAUUGACUCUAGGGAUGUUGCUUAUGAGAAACGAAAUUAUGACGAAAUGCUAGCUCAAUCAAAAGCCAUGAGGAGAACAGCAGGAGCUGGGCCACAAGCAGCACCCUCUGGAUUUAGGUAGAUGCAGAGUAAUGUAUGAAUAUCCCAGAAAGGUUGAACAGUUGAUUUUUUUUCUCUUGUUUUUUAUGUUAUAUAUGGAGUGGGCAAUAGAGGCUUUCGCUGGGCAUCUACCUUCUUGUUUGGUGCAUUAUUACACACACUCAUACUCAGUUCGAUGCUCAAAGGCCACAAAUGCCAAUACCUGAAAGAAGACAAGUCUACCAUUAUCAGACUACAGUGCCUGCCUGCUUAACUUGAAGUGGAGGUGGAGGAUGGUACGUACUUGUAUGCCUUAAUUGGGUAUUCUAUGCUUUACCAAAAAAAGGAAGUGAUUAAAGGCCUAUCGAAAAUUAAAAUGCUUACUUCUCACUCA